Entrophospora sp. SA101 is the source of this 2079-nucleotide messenger RNA. The record is from the annotation of a GenBank genome assembly. NCBI's taxonomy places the organism in Eukaryota, Fungi, Glomeromycota, Glomeromycetes, Entrophosporales, Entrophosporaceae.
AUGAAAAACAAUAAGGACAACAACAAAUAUUUCAGAACAAUUGGGAUACUCCAUCAACUCGGUAAUAUCAAGAAUGCUCCAGAUUCUAUAUGUAACAAAUCAAUUUUAGAAUAUAAAGAUCAAGUAUUGGCAUUAGAUGCCAGUAUGUUUCUGAAAAGAUUUGUGCAUGGUUAUCGUAAAAUAUUUGAUUCUAACAGUAUUUAUUUUGCAACUACAGAACAGGACUAUCAACCUAUAACAGUACAUCCGCAUCCUCAUAUACUUGGUUUUUAUAACCUUACAAUAUUUUUAAAACAACAUAAUAUCAAACCUAUAUUUGUAUUUGAUGGAAAAUUUAGAAUCAAAGAAAAAAGAAGAGAAAUCAUGAGACGUAGGGAAGUUUACAACAAGGCAAUUGAUAAUCUUAAAUUUGAAAAAAUAAGAGUAAACCGAUUGGCAAAAUGGAAAGAUGUUCAUGAAAAGAUGAAGAAUUUAAACGAUGUUAAUUCGGAAUAUAUAAAUACUGGAAUACUUGAUGAGAUGUUUAAUGGAUAUGAAUCGGCUGAUAUUCAAUCAUCAUUAUCAGCUCCAACCAUUGAAGAAAUAAGUAAACCUACCAAGAAAUCUGUUGAACUUGAAUCAGAUCAGAUUGUUUUGCAAACCGAGACAAUCAAAUCCGAUGAAAUAAAACCCGUCGAGUUAAAAUCAGAUCAAGAGAUUCAUGCAUCCCCUUUACAGGAUGAUAUUCCCAUUCCACCUUUACCAACCUCACAAUCAGAUCUAGCUAAACCGUCACCAAUAAAAACAACAGCAGAAUUAUUAUCGUCGCCAUCACCAGCAUCACUAAUAGAAUCUCCAUUGUUAGAAACACCACCAUCAUCACUAGAACUAUCACCACCAACAUUAGAGGCACCGUCGCCAUAUUUAGAUCCAAUAAUAACACCAACAAUAAAUACUAAUAUUUUAGAAAUGAUGUCGAAAAUAGAUAAUGAGAAAACUUUUAAAGAACGACAUCCAGAUUUUGUGCCUUCAUCUGGUGAAAUCCUUUUGAAGGAGAAUGUGGAAGAAAUAGUGAAAUCAACAUUACUGGAUAGUGCACUAUUAACAAAUGAUGAAAGGCUUUAUUCUAGACCUCAACAGAUCAUAGGACAAAUGGAACAAAAAUUAUUGGAUAACGAAGUGGAAAACGUACAUGCUGAAAGUCAUAACAUGGCGGUGACACUUGAAAAUCGAGCAAUGUAUGUUUCAUGGGAAAUGUAUGAAGAUUGUAUUGAAUUUCUAGAGACAUGGGGAUUUCCUUGUAUAGUGACUAAUGACUGUGAAGCAGAGUCAUUAUGUGCUUCAUUAGCGGCAUCGGGAUAUGCGAAUGCAACGGUAUCUGAAGAUAUGGAUACAACAUUGUAUGGUGAUGGAAUCUUGCUAAGAAAUCUUUUUAGCAAGUCAAAACCUAUUAUUGAAAUUUCUCCAAAAAAAGCAAGAGAAUCAUUAGGACUUUCGCAAAGUCAAUUUAUAGAUCUUUGCAUUCUAUGUGGCACUGAUUUUUCUAACACCAUACCUGGUAUAGGUCCUGUAAGAGCAUUUGAUUUGAUUAAAGCAUAUGGAUCCAUUGAAAACAUUUUAAAAAAUCUAAUUGAAUCACAGGGUGCACUCGAACAGGCCCAAGCUGCAAGACAUGUGUUUCAGAAACCACCUAUUAUUACAGAUAAAUAUCUAAAUAAAUUGAAAUUAUUAGAUAAUUAUGAGAAUGCAUUUAAUAAUAUGGAAAAUAAUGAAAAUUUCAAUCAAUUAUUGGUCAAGUAUCAAGUUUAUCUAGCAGAAGAAUCUACAAUAGGUUAUAAUACACUCUAUACUGAUUACUUCAAUCAAUUUGGUGGUGAUGGCACAUAUAACAAUGACGGUUAUAAAGAGUUUAGUUUGGAAAAAGAUAGUAUCACGAUUCCAACAGUAAGUCAAUUAGGACCUGAUCCAUUUUAUACUUUAAAUCCAUUGAUUAUACCUGUGUUGACUAUGACAAACAUGAUGAUGGAAAUAUCACUUGCAAAUCCUGAAGCAACUUCAUCUGAAAUUAUGGGUAAUUUAAAAAAAUUAAAUAUAAUUUAA